Aspergillus mulundensis is the source of this 2286-nucleotide messenger RNA. RefSeq names its product putative acid phosphatase. Gene Ontology annotation, cellular component: P-body. Gene Ontology annotation, biological process: protein modification process. Bases 1 to 2286 code for a protein of 761 amino acids. The record is from RefSeq and is a predicted model, not a curated record. Gene Ontology annotation, molecular function: hydrolase activity. The transcript has 4 exons. NCBI's taxonomy places the organism in Eukaryota, Fungi, Ascomycota, Eurotiomycetes, Eurotiales, Aspergillaceae.
AUGCAUAUCCUGGUAGCGAAUGAUGACGGCCCUCCGUCGGACCAGUCGUCCCCUUACAUCCACUCUUUCGUCCACACAUUGCAGUCCGCAGGACACACCGUCUCUGUAGUCCUCCCUCACCAACAGCGGUCAUGGAUAGGUAAAGCCCAUCUGAUCGGUGCCGGCGUCAAACCGACCUACUUCCGCCCCGGAACCCUGCACAAAGACGAUGGCACAACCCACGAGUACCCCCGCGGGGACGACGACCCGGAUGGCGACGAGUGGGUUCUCAUAAACUCGACCCCCGCCAGUUGCGUGCAGAUCGGCCUCUACCACUAUUUUCAGGACCGUGGGCCUGUGGACCUCGUGGUAUCGGGGCCCAACUACGGGCGCAACACUACGACACUUUUCGCCAUGUCGAGCGGUACAAUCGGUGCAGCCAUGGAGGCUGCGGCAUGUGGGAAACGCUCGAUCGCCCUGUCUUACGCCUUCAGCUCGCGCAACCAUGAUCCCGUUAUAAUUGCAGAGGCAUCUCGGCAUUCGGUGCGGGUUAUCGAGCACCUUGCGAAGAACUGGGAUGAGGGCGUUGACCUGUACAGCGUGAAUGUGCCGCUGGAGCCUGGUGUUAGUGAAAGCAAGGUCAUGUACACUGAGAUGCUCGAUAACCGGUGGUUUUCUGGAAGCUGCUUUGAUGCGGUUGAUGCUGAGGUACCGGUGGAGAAUCCUGAUAAGCGAGAACAGACUCUGCGAGACCAGGAGGAGAAGCUGGAGGAGGAUCCCACUGUGAAUGUUAACGCCACGUCUGGAAGGAAGUCGCGGAUUCCUCAUAAGCACUUCGUCUGGGCGCCUAAGUUCACCGACGUCUAUCGAAGCGUCGAGGAGAGUGCCCCUGGAAAUGACGGCUGGACUGUCAAGGAGGGAAUGACAAGUGUUACCCCGCUUAAGGCCAACUUCAUGCAUACGCCUGGUAUCAAGGGAGAGAUCAAGCUAUCGGAUAAUGAUGAGCCCGCCUUUUACUCCAUAGUGGAUUGUGACGACCCCUACGUCCAAGGACUGGUCGAGCAAGCACUCCGAUCGCGUGUGGGGUCCCGCUGCCGGCAGGUAUCAUCUAUAUCAGACCUUCCCUCCCGGUCCACCCCAGUGUUCCAAUACCGCGAAUACGAACGCCUGGAUUUCGAGCACGCCAUGAUGCACUCUACAACGUCCCUGACCAACGCCUACAUCAUCCGCAAAGCCUUGAUCCGAAAACAUUAUCUCGCCAAUACCGUCGCGAAUUGGGUCACGAAACACCCAGAGAGCGUGCUAGCGAAGCACGUCAAGGUCUCCGUGGACUUUGAGCUCGAUUACGCCGAGUUCCUCGACGAUGCUUUACUUGAGGCUUAUGAGCUCCGCGGGAGUCUAGAGAAUAACGAAUCAAAACCGGACUCCGAGAAGGAAUGGUGGAUUCUCAAACCGGGGAUGAGUGAUCGUGGACAGGGCAUCCGGCUGUUCAACAGCGAGGACCAGCUCCGCGAGAUCUUCGAGGAGUGGGAAGUCGAUUCUGAAGACGAAGACGAAGACAAAGAUGAAUCCAAUGACGAGCGCGACGACGAAACCGACAAGGCUGCUGCGAGUGGUGUAGUGACCUCGCAACUCCGCCACUUCAUUGCCCAGCCCUACAUCGACCCGCCUCUCCUUCUGCCCUCGCUCAACAACCGCAAAUUUCACAUACGAACCUACGUCCUUGCCACCGGCUCAUUAAAGGUCUACGUCUUCAAGGAAAUGCUCGCCCUCUUCGCUUCGAAGCCCUACGUCUCCCCAACCUCCUCCACCGAUGACGCCGAAUCCGAAGACCCCGUCGCGGAUCUAACCCGCCACCUAACAAAUACCUGCUUCCAAGAUAAGGCCCUACCAGAGUCUGAAACCGUCCGCCGCUUCUGGGAUCUCCCAUCCAGCCCGCCGCCGAGUGCGAAGCUCCCCAACACCUGGAAGGAAGACGUCUACGAGCAGAUCUGCGCUGUAACAGGCGAGCUCUUUACUGCUGCCGCGCGGGGCAUGAUGAUCCAUUUCCAGACGGUCCCGAAUGCGUUUGAAGUCUUUGGUGUGGACUUCUUGGUCGAUGAAGGUGGCAAUGUGUGGUUGUUGGAGGUCAAUGCGUUCCCGGACUUUGGGCAGACUGGCGAGGAGUUGAGAGAGGUUGUUGUGGGAGGGUUGUUCGGGGGUGUGGUUGAUGUUGCUGUUAAUGGGUUCUUUGGGGAGGGUGGUGAGGUGAAGGAGGAUAAUGGGAUGAGGCUGGUUGCGGAGUUGGAUCUUGGGAGGAAGAAUUGA